CACUUGUUCCUUCAAACACAUUGCAUAGCAUGCUCAUGCAUUCCCACAGUAUGGAUCCCUAUCAUCAUCCCACCAUGACACAACCUAAACCUCUCAACUCUACCCUCUCCUCUCACCCCCUUGCCCUCGCCGGAGACUCCUUCUCCGGCCGGCUCUUCUUCUUGCGAGAUGUCCAGGUCUUGGAGAUCCUCCUUGCUGCUAUGGUCUUCAUAGUCAUCCAUUCCAUGAGACAGAGGAAACGCUAUGGCUUGCCCGUUUGGCCUGUCUUUGGAAUGUUACCUUCCUUGGUGUUCACGGGGCUUAGGACCAACUUGUAUGAAUGGGUCACCGAUGUCCUGAGCCGGCAAAACUGGACGUUUCAAUUCAGAGGGCCUUGGUUCAGCAGCCUCAACUGCGUCGUCACGUCUGAUCCUCGCAACUUGGAGCAUCUUCUCAAGACCAAGUUCCCUCUUUUUCCGAAAGGAAGUUACUUUAGGGACAAUCUGAGGGACCUUCUUGGAGAAGGUAUUUUCAACGCAGAUGAUGGGACAUGGCAGAGACAGAGGAAAACGGCGAGCAUUGAGUUUCAUUCUGCAAAAUUCAGGAACAUGACCACAGAGUCAUUGUUUGAGCUAGUCCAUUUGAGACUGUUGCCUGUGUUGGAAGCAUCGUUUGAGAAAUCCACGUCCAUUGACUUACAAGACAUCCUAUUAAGGCUUACGUUUGACAACGUGUGUAUGAUAGCUUUCGGUGUUGAUCCAGGUUGCUUGAGCCUGAACUUGCCGGAAAUCCCAUUCGCUAAAGCGUUUGAAGAUGCAACAGAAGCGACGGUGCUUCGCUUCGUCACGCCAACAUGGGUGUGGAAAACCAUGAGGUGUCUCAACCUGGGGAUGGAGAGAAAGCUGAAGAAGUCGAUAAAGAAGGUGGACGAAUUCGCAGAGAACGUGAUUAAGACAAGGAAAAAGGAGCUGGCUUUGCAGCGUGAGGAGGAGAAUACGAGGUCAGACUUGUUGACAAUAUUCAUGGGGCUCAAGGAUGAGAAAGGGGAGGCAUAUUCAGAUAAGUUCUUGAGAGAUAUAUGUGUGAACUUCAUAUUAGCAGGGAGGGACACGUCUUCAGUGGCUCUGAGCUGGUUUUUCUGGUUGCUUCAUGAGAAUCCCGAGGUGGAGGAGAAGAUACUGCAAGAGAUUUGCAAGAUAGUGAAUGAGAGGGAAGAAGAUGAAGCAGCGAAGAAGAAGAAGGAGGGACAAGAGUUGAGAUUUAGAGCGGAGGAGAUUAAGAAGAUGGAUUAUUUGCAGGCUGCUCUUUCUGAGUCACUCAGACUCUACCCUUCCGUCCCUGUGGAUCACAAGGAGGUAGUUGAAGACAACACAUUCCCAGAUGGAACAGAGCUAAAGAAAGGCACCAAAGUCAUAUACGCAAUUUAUGCGAUGGGGAGAAUGGAAGGCAUAUGGGGAAAAGAUUGCAGAGAGUUCAGGCCAGAGAGAUGGCUCAGAGAUGGCCAUUUCAUGAGUGAAUCCGCUUACAAGUUCACUGCCUUCAAUGGUGGUCCUCGUUUGUGCCUAGGCAAAGAUUUUGCUUAUUACCAGAUGAAAUAUGUCGCUGCCAGCAUCAUCUAUCGCUACCAUGUGAGGUUGGCUCACAAUCACCCUGUGCUUCCCAAGCUUGCAUUAACUAUGUACUUGAAGCAUGGCUUGAAAGUUAGUCUUGAAAGGAGGGACGCCGCAGAGAUUCGGAAACAUUUCUCAGAUCAGUAAAACGCUAAAGAUUGAAUUCAUGAUGGAUUGGCUUGCUAGGGUUUAUAAAAGUAUUCUACGGCCCUUUCUUGUUUCUGAUUCAUAGGUACUGAGAGGGUGCAUUGUUCAGAGUGAUAAAGAAAUAGUAUUGUAUUUACUCUUGUGUUCUAGGGAGAUGAAGUUAAAUAAUGUUCACGUUGAAUGUGAUGCUGGAAAACUUUGGGGUUGUUAAGAAUCAUUUUGUCAAUAAUAUAUUUUCUGUUCUCGUCAGUA
Neltuma alba is the source of this 1988-nucleotide messenger RNA. Its product is annotated as cytochrome P450 86B1. The transcript is spliced from 2 exons. Lineage: Eukaryota; Viridiplantae; Streptophyta; Magnoliopsida; Fabales; Fabaceae. Gene Ontology annotation, molecular function: heme binding; iron ion binding; oxidoreductase activity, acting on paired donors, with incorporation or reduction of molecular oxygen. The record is from RefSeq and is a predicted model, not a curated record. Bases 30 to 1736 code for a protein of 568 amino acids.